Messenger RNA from Dermacentor albipictus, 7531 nucleotides. RefSeq lists its product as uncharacterized. NCBI's taxonomy places the organism in Eukaryota, Metazoa, Arthropoda, Arachnida, Ixodida, Ixodidae. Gene Ontology annotation, molecular function: metalloendopeptidase activity. Gene Ontology annotation, cellular component: plasma membrane. The record is from RefSeq and is a predicted model, not a curated record. Gene Ontology annotation, biological process: protein processing.
CUGAGUAGUCGGCGCUUUUUGAGGCCUUUAUUUGCCUUUUGACCACCGUCCGGCGAGAAAACUUGUGCAUGAUUGUCAGAAUAAACAUAUCAUAUCAUAUCAUAUCAUGAUGAAGAGAUCACGUUACGACUACAACACAGCGACGACAAGGCGGCGCGAGGACAAUGGCCUAACAGGCAGGCCCUGAUAUAUGCACGUUCCGUUUCUACUUACUAAGUGCUGCUACAGCAAAACCUACGUAAUGGCGAUGGUACGAUAAACGUAAAUUGUGCUUUUACCCACUUUGGCUAGACGGGACAGCUACUAAGUACGCGAUUCUGCGGCUGCGACCAAAUUUCAUAAAUUUCAUUCUUACUCUACAGCUUCCACGGAAAUAUAUGAGAGCCUGUGAAGUAUUCGACAAAGCGUUAAACAAAAUGAUUGUGUUCUUUCCCUGUUUCACAAAGGGACCGUUGUUUUCGUGCAACAACGACACGUGCAAACUACGGGUAACGUAAGCCAAGAAGCGGGCGGUAGAAAAAAAAACAGCAAGAAAGGAAAAAAAUGAAGAAAUGGAAAUAUUUCUUUGCGGCAAACUAGCUUUCUUGCCCCACUGUUUUUCAAAAAUUCAUAUUCAUUAAGGUACCAAAAACGUGACGGUGGCGUUCUGGAAAAGAAGCCGAAGCUGACUGCUGCCCGCGCGCGCAUGCCCCUUGCAUAUCGCGAGCGUGCUCGAGCAUCGGCGAAGGAUCGCUCGAUUCCUCUUCGUACCGGCUGUCAAGAAGCGUCCGAGCUGCGAUCUGCCUUGUCCGCGAGACCACUACGGCGUACGCCCAAGGAGCUCGAAGAGGAAAGCGUCGGGCCCACUUUCUCACGAACCUGCUCGGCAACAGUAGACAAUGGCCCGUCGCAGUGCUUCAUUGCCGUCUCUCCGUGGCGCUGAUCGGCGCUGUAGCCCCUGGUCGGCCGCAAUCGGGAGCUUCUGUUGCAUCGAGGAGGAAGGCUUCGCCGAUGAUUCCAUGGGGUCACCGCCAGUCGUGGAGGACCCGGUCGUCGAGAAGCUCUUUCGCGGCGUGAACUUGGAGAACAAGAGCGACUACGACAUGAUCGACCGCAUGAUCAAGGGCGAGAAGCUGUUCGAGCCGGAGGCGCUGACAGCGCUCACCCCUUUCGACGUGGAUGCCAUCACGAGGGACGCGGACCGCAUCAUCGAGAAGGUGAAGCGCAGGCGCUCGUCCGCUGGUUUGAUCGGCUCUGCUAUGAAGACGCGCCGGCGUCGGCACAGCAAGAACUACCGCAGCUCCUCAGACAGCUCGACGUCGACGUCCUCACCGUCUGUAAAGCUGGGCUCGGAAGGCAACAAACGUCGUGGCAGUCGGCGAAGCAGCCGACAUGGAUCUAUAGGGGCGCCAAAGGGCGGUAAGGGAGCCGCCUCCAAGAAGCGCGCCGGCCCGCGAAGCCCCAAGGGCGGAGACAAAGAUGUCGGCGAUGGCGCCAAGUCUGGUAAGACGAAGAUCAAGAAGACGGGCAAGGCCGAUGGACGACGACACCGAGACGAAAAGGACCGCCGGACUGACGAAGACAAAUCGGCCGGAACGGUGUCUCCUCUGGAGCCCGUGCAAGCCUACCCGUCUCCGGUGUGCAGUCUAUGCGAGAAGAACGUCCACGAGGGCAACUUUGACUUCGCUCCCUGCGCAGCCUACGGCGACUACAGAGUGAACUACUGCACAGUUCAAAAGGCUGCCGAGACGCCUGCGGUGCCAGGAGAGGGCGAAGGCGCCGCGGCGACAAGCUCAGUGGCGCGAGACAAGAAGGACCAGGAAUCGAAGGACUCGAAGGUCUUGAACGGCAAGAGCGUGAUCAAGAGGACCUACCGCAAGAAGACCACCAAGGACGGUGACAAGCGCCGUACUUCCGUGUGCGUCGAAGAAACCGCCACGUCGGAGGCGGUCGAGUUGCUGGGGGGUGGCGGACGUCGUCCUUCGACCUCGCAGGCCAUCGACGGUGGUCCGCCAGCAAAGGCGCCGUCCGCAGGGCCUGCACCGGCGCCAUCCGCCCCGUCGGCACCGGCAUCAUCUGCCGCGCGGGCCCCGGUGCACUUCGCCGUCACCGCCACGACAAGCGCGGCACCACCGCGGUCGACGGUGCGCCACUACCGGUACGCGGAGACGAGGAGACCCGCAGGUGCGGCGCUGGGCGAGCAGCAGGGCCCGCAGUUUGCGCGGCCGAUGCCUCCGCACCCGCUGUGUCCCGUGCACUCGCCGAUACUCGCUGGAGGGUCACCGCCGUUUCCUACACCGUACGGUUCGCCACCAGAUUUCCCGAGUCCUUUAUACCCGUGGCCCAACGCCUGGUGGCAGAACACGCCACAGUCACGUCCGCUGCAGCCAUGGCCGUCAGCGCCGCCUGACGGAUCUUCAAGCCAACGGCCAGCGGACCCUUGGAACCCCGGCAUGCAGCCGACGUAUGUGGUGCCACCAGCUCCGGGACAAAUAGCCUCUUCGUGGUACUCGACGCAGAUGCAGCAGCAACCGCCGCUAGGGGGCCCGUUCCCACCCUAUGGCCUGCAGCAAAGUGCUUCCGCUACAACCAUUGGCCCGCUUGCUGACCUACUCGGCUACGGGCCACGCGGUGCGCCGCCUAUCGCCGUCCCUCCCCAGUGGACCACGCCGUCUCAACAGCGGCCAAUGGGUCCCCAGCAAGGCAGCAAUGAACGAGGCCAUCAACAGUCCACGAAGGGUGGCAACCAACGGCCGCUUGGGAGUACAACUGCAGACGACCACCGCAAAUCCCCGACGUCGAUGAAGACCUACCCCUGGUUCCAGUUUCCAAGCAUACCCGAAGAUCUGGACUUCUCACUGAAGUGGGGAAGGACUGUUAGCCAACUGCUUGGGGCUGGGUCCCUGGGACCCACGGUAAAAGACGCUGCUGAGACAUCUUCCAAAAAAAAGCAACCGUUUGCCUGGUCGUAUAAGGAAGCGAAAACAAUCAGCAGGCGCCCUUCAAUGGCACCCAGUGAACUUUCGAUGCAACGUAGACGAUCAUCAGUGCGGCCACUACUUAGCCAGCUUCGCCGGGCGUCAGCAGUCCAGGAACAAGAAAGGACUCCCGCUAGUCGUCGCACAUCGGUUACGGAGAAGAGGCGUGCUUCCUUGGCCAAUCCCGAAGUCAGCGUAGAGAUGCGCCGAGGGUCGACGGUACAGAAGCUCGGAGGUUGCUCGUCUCGGAAAUGCCAUGCAUCGGUACAGACAAACGAACCCACUUCCGGCUGUGUCAAGAAGCUCGAAUGCAAGCAUCCUGGGAAACGCCCAUCGUUGGUACAAGCUAACGAAUCGACAUCCGCCAAAAGCACCAACUUGGCGCUUGUACAUAAGCAAACCAAACGUCGGCUUAUCGAACAGGCUUCAACGUGCUCGAUCUGCCGUCCUUCCAGCGCCGCUUUCCGUGCCCGCAGACGAUGCCACGAAUGUCAUCACGGGUCGACGCGCGGGAGCCGCUCCAUUGCUCAUACGGCUCCUACUUGCGUGGCAGCGAGACCGCGCGAGUGCCGGCAACGCAGGACAUUGCUGGCCCCCCACGGCUUUGGCCCUCCAGUAAUCGCCCGCUCGCGGACCCUUGAAGCGUGUCCACUGCACCGGGCUACUGCCGUAUGUGAAUACAUUCCGGCACCCGUGACAAUGAGUUGCACGCACGUGUGCACUGCUGCCCCUCCUCUGCUGCAGCCACAACUCUCAGCGCAGCUUGCGACGCCAGUGGCGCCAAUUGCAGCAGGCGUUCAGCCGCAGAUAACCACGGAUACCAAGGCGCAGUCGGAAUCGGAUUUAUACUUACUGCUUACGUCGCCAAACGGUCAGGAAAAGCUCUACCAAGCUCGACCCUUGUCGCCUGUUUUUCGUGUCGGAAGAAGUCAAGGCGAGCUUGACCGUGCGGUUAGACGCCCGCAACCUAGUGUCUCGGCCAUCAGCACCAGAUCCCAGGAAGUGGACACUUGGCAAUCUGAAGUUCGGCAGAUACCAAAGCGUCCACCAUUAAAGACAACCGCUAACGCGGAGCUACGGAAGAUGAGGAGGUGCACCCAGGGUGGUUCGUCAUUUUCGACUUCAUUGUCCCUGUACCAAAACUCAAAGCAGCGCGAGGCUCACAAGACAGCUUCAAAACGGUCAUCUUUAGCACCAACAGGACCUGACACUUUCGGGGAUUUUAAUGGGGAAGCGACUGAAAUCAAGUCAAAGUGGCAGCAAGUGCCUCAAAAACCGGCCUCAAAGCGACCGUCUAUAGCACCGGCAGGAGGUGGCGCGGGUAAGGCUGUGGCUGGUGAUGGAGAAGAAGAAUAUAUGACCAUGACAAUAGAACGUGAUGAACAACCGACCAAGAUCUCAAAAAGGCCCAGUGUUGCACCGAGCCAGCGUUCAGCAGGGAAAUCGGAGCGAGGAGGUCAGGAACAACCAGCCUCUGUGUCGCAGAAAGAACGGGGUUCAACGCAGUCUUCAGCGUCGGAGAAAAGUAAGAAAGCUAAAGCAGACAAAGACUUGACGCAAGACCUCGAACGAAACGAAAGCCGCGAUGAAGACGAAACGUAUGUCUUGCCGGAUGAGUGGCUGUCGCUUCUUAAACAAUCAGAGAAUCGCAGUGACGUGAGCAUCAGCACUACCGGCAAGGCAAACAGCGUGACUGAGAAAUCGUCAAAAUAUGAGUCAUUCGCUCCCGAUGCUCCGUCAAAGCAGCAAGACGAUGAUGCGGAGAGGAAAGAAUCAUCUGGGAAAAAUAUCCCCGAUGCUAAAGACGACGAGGCUGUCAAAGAGAGCGCUGAGCAGAGUGCUCAGGAAAGCGCCGAACAGAGUACUAAUGAGAAUGACAAGCCAGGUGAUAUAGAUGGCGCUGCACCAGUAGACGAAGCUGCUUCGGAAGAAGACAAUGAGGGAAACGCUGGCGGCGAGCCCGAGCCUGCGUUACCACCACAGGUAGCUGAAGCUGCACCUGAUGCCGAGAUCCGCAAACAACAGGCCCCUGCGAGCUGGAAGUACACUUUGUAUCCGGAGAGCCGGUUAGCUAUAUUCAUCGGUCUGGUGUGCCUAAUUUGGAUUUUGGUCGUUUACUUCAUAGUCGGUCCGGGGUACCAGAGCGAGCACUCUACGGAGAAUUCCGAUCCGCCAAGAACACCGCUCACGUUUCCGACGGCAGUGACGGCCAAGCCGUCACUGCCGUCAACAGUGACGGCAGCGCGGAGGCCGGACGAAGUGCCUUCGAAUGUUUACAUCUGCUCUACAGAUCGGUGCAUUGACGAAGGGGAGCGCCUGAGGCGAUAUAUUAACCGACAGCUAUCGCCCUGCGAGAAUUUUUACCAAUACGUUUGCAGUAGUUGGGAACUAAAGACUCCACUUCGAGAUUUCGGUCAAGGCGUCGCAAUUUCCACUGACGUCUUGCUUGAGGAGACAAUAGCGGCGGCCUUGAGCAACUACAUCCGAGAUGAGCGCAACUUCGACGUCGGCCUGACUCGACUGUUGUACGAGGCUUGCCUUAAGCCGACGGGAAAUUCUUCGGCCUUUCUACGAGAGGAAGUCUUUGCGACGUUGCCCAUACGUGUCUGGCCUUACAAUGGCACUCAUCUAAAGUCUGACGAUAUUUGGCACUUGGCUGGAACACUGAUUCGCAAGUACGGUAUCGUAUCAAUCCUGGAUGUCACCAUAGGCGUGCAGCAUGGCCGCCCGAAUCGUACUAUCGAACUUAGCUACCCACGACGCCUGCAUAUCAAGGAAGAUUACGCGAACGCUGAAGUCUUAGAAACGAUUAGAUCAGCUGUUUUGGAAGCAGCCGAAGAAUUUGGAUGGUUGGGUGAAGCGGAAAGCCUAAUCUCGCAGGUAAUUUCGGUCGCUCAGCAUCUAGCUGACAUUGUGGACGACAGCGCCAUAUGGGAGGUGCUCGUGUGGAGGUUUGACGAGUUUGUUGAUUCCAACAGGGACAUUGGUGUAUUUCUGAAUGCAGUUUUCGAACGCGACGUCGUCGCUGAUACGACAGUCGUGCUGAGGAACUUGCGCCCGAUCGAACGACUCCAAGCUUUCACGUCCACUGCAAGCGUCAUCGCGUUUCUAAACUACUUGGGCUUCCGCCUCGUGGUUCACUUUUCACCGCUCCUAAAUCGCGAUCGGAUGACAGAUCUUCAGCGGCUCGCUGGAAGCGAACAUGCAGGCCGUGUGCUCAGCCGCGACAAGGACUGGCUUCUGUGUCUCCGACUGGUGGAGAGCGUGCAGCCGGCGUGCGUAUCCAAAGCUCAGGCCAUGCAGCAGGUCGCCACGGGAGCGUACACGGCGAGUCGGAUAUGGAUCGGAAAGCUCGAAGAUCUAUUUUACCGCAACCUGCCGCGCCUCGCGUGGAUGACUGAGAGGAGUGUCAGCGUGUUCAACAACGUGGUGCGGCGGUUUCGCGUGGCACGAUUUUUCGCCGCUUCCUCGUUGAAGGAGAACCACUGCCCCCAACCACAGCUGGCCGAAUUCCGAGGUCGCAGCUCGAUCAGUCUGUUCGUUCACGUCGCCGGCAUGUAUCAACGCUGGCGGCUUCGGCAAAUCGGGAAGCCUACCAGACCCCGGGACUACGGUUACACGCUUGACAUGCGCAGCAGGUACAGCGUUGCACAGCAAGCGGUGUACCUGCCCGUGGGACUCGUGGGUGAUGCGCUACCGGCUAACAGCACUCUGCCCGUUUACCAGGCGUCGCGUUCGGCAGUGCGCCUCUACGUAGGACUACUGCCGCUCGUCUACGAGCGCUGGGACAGCAACAGUUACAGUGAGGCGCUCGAGGUGUUGAACGGACGUUCGGCCAGCCGUCUAGCCCAGCUUCUCGAAUGCCUGGAAGCGGACUGGAUGGCCAUGCCCCGCGAGCUGCGGCUCGGCGUGGGUGACGUUGCGCUACGGGCUGCCGAGGCACGCUAUCCCCUCCUGGCACAGAGCUCUGCGCUGGCUCUCGCCUAUGCCGCCUUCAAGGAACUACUGAACGUGGAGCGCGUGUGGAAGGUGGAUUUCAGGUUGCAGCCGCUGGCGCACGUCACGUCGGAGCAGCUUUUCUUCCUCUACUACGCCCUCGACAACUGCGAGCGCAGCGACAAGCCCUACAGGUCGCGUCAAUUUAAAGCCUGGCAGCGCCUGCCGCCCGAGUACCGGGUCAACCUACCGCUGCGCCACCUACCUCAGUUCGCCCAGGCGUUCCAAUGCAACUUCUCUGACGGGAAUCGUGGGCGCGGAAGACGGCCGCCCAUGGUGGCACCCGACGGCUCGCGUUGUGACACCGUCCGCUGGUACUUGCGGGCGUCGCCGCCCAAUUAUAGGAGACGGCUGGCACAACGCGGCCUGAACGCGGACAUUCCGUCCGAGUUUCUCGGUGGCGUCUUGGACGUCCCGUCAACGACCGUAACGGCUGGCGACAGCGCGCGUUUGCACCAUGACGGGUUAACGUCUACCGUCUCGAGACCUUAGAUGUUCGCUAAAAUGCAGGUGCUCGCUCUUCCGCGCUAAUUUUUAACUGCGGCCGUCUGGACCCUUGUACAGUCGGUUGCAGAUUU